AUGGUUCAGCUUUACAGCUCAGACACGGGUUCGGUUGCUCUGCUGGACAUUGACAUCUGUGGGCCGUCGAUCCCUAAAAUGAUGGGUCUAGAAGGGGAACAGGUUCACCAGAGUGGCUCUGGAUGGUCUCCAGUGUACGUGGAAGAAAACUUAGGUGUCAUGUCUGUGGGGUUCUUGCUUAGUAGUCCUGAUGAUGCUGUCAUCUGGAGAGGACCAAAAAAAAAUGGGCUGAUCAAACAAUUUCUUCGUGACGUGGACUGGGGUGAAGUCGAUUACCUGAUUGUAGAUACCCCUCCAGGAACAUCAGAUGAGCACUUAUCUAUUGUGCAGUAUCUCAGUGCAGCACACAUAGAUGGUGCUGUUAUAAUCACCACCCCUCAGGAGAUAGCACUGCAGGAUGUUCGGAAGGAGAUCAACUUCUGCCAUAAAGUGAAACUGCCCAUCAUAGGUGUCGUGGAAAAUAUGAGUGGCUUCAUAUGUCCAAAGUGUAAGAAUGAAUCUCAGAUCUUUCCCCCAACUACUGGAGGUGCAGAGAAGAUGUGCCAGAACUUAAAUGUUUCCCUCUUGGGUAAAGUGCCUCUAGAUCCCCAGAUAGGAAAAAGUUGUGACAAGGGCCAGUCUUUCUUGUCUGAAGCACCUGAGUCUCCAGCUACAUUGUCUUACAGGAACAUCAUUCAGAGAAUUCAGGAAUACUGUGAUCAACACCAUUUUCAAGAAGAAAAGAUUAUCUAAUCUAUGAAUGUAGUUAAUGUUUUAAUUAUAGGAAAGUAACUUAUGCCUUGAUUUAAUGGAAGAAAUGUAUUCUUUUUGUAUAUUGCAAAUAAAUUCUUCAUAUAAA
Molecule: messenger RNA, 838 nt
Organism: Chaetura pelagica (chimney swift)
Lineage: Eukaryota; Metazoa; Chordata; Aves; Apodiformes; Apodidae
Gene: NUBP1
Product: nucleotide binding protein 1
Exons: 9
Coding region: 1-732 (243 amino acids)
Biological process (GO): iron-sulfur cluster assembly
Cellular component (GO): cytosol
Molecular function (GO): ATP binding; ATP-dependent FeS chaperone activity; iron-sulfur cluster binding
Source: RefSeq, a predicted model, not a curated record